AUGCCUUUGAAAAAGUCAAAGGUGCCACCCAGGGCAAUGUUCUCUCUGUUACCUGCACAGCGGAGUUACCCAAACCCAGCAUCACAAGCAACAACUCCAACCCCGAGGAGCACAAGGACCCUGUCCUGUUAAUGUGUGAACCUGAGACUCAGGACACCACCUACCUGUGGCUGAUCAACAGUCAGAGCCUCCAGGACAGCACCAGGCUGGAGCUGUCCAAGGACAACAGGACUCUCACUUUGCUCCAUGUCACGAGGACUGACACAGGACCCUAUGAGUGUGAAACCCGGAACCCAGUGAGUGCUGGCCGCAGUGACCCCUUCACCCUGAAUGUUCUCUAUGGCCCAGAUGCCCCCCUCUUUCCCCCCUCAGACUCCCAUUACCCACCAGGAGAAAACCUCAGACUCUCCUGCCAUGCAGCCUCUAACCCACCUGCACAGUAUUCUUGGCUUAUCAAUGGGAGACCCCAGCAGCCCACACAGGAGCUCUUUAUCCCCAGCAUCACUGCAAAUGACAGUGGAUCCUAUACCUGCCUCGCCCAUAACUCUGUCACUGGCCUCAAUAGGACCACAGUCAGGACCAUCACAGUGACUGGUAAGUCAGAAAAUGACUACAUGGGCUACUCUGCAGGGACCAUUGCUGGCAUCGUGAUUGGGGUCCUCUUCGUGGUGGCUCUGGGGACCUCCCUGGGGUGUUUCCUGUACCACAGGAGGACUGGGAGGACCAGUGACCCACGAGGCCUCACAGAGCACCGACCCCCAGCAUCCACCCCAGGCCAGGGUCCCUCUGGAGCCUCCACCUCCCUGGGCCCCCUCCCCGGCCCCAGGACAGCUGGCCCCAUCUAUGAGGACUUGCUGCACCCGAGCACAGACGUGUACUGCCGCAUCAGCCCCAGAGCCGACAGGGCCUCCUAG
Phyllostomus hastatus (greater spear-nosed bat) is the source of this 914-nucleotide messenger RNA. RefSeq names its product carcinoembryonic antigen-related cell adhesion molecule 6-like. Gene Ontology annotation, cellular component: cell surface. NCBI's taxonomy places the organism in Eukaryota, Metazoa, Chordata, Mammalia, Chiroptera, Phyllostomidae. Gene Ontology annotation, biological process: heterophilic cell-cell adhesion. The record is from RefSeq and is a predicted model, not a curated record.